UCUAAACCCUCCUUACUCCCGUCAAAAGAAACCCUAGCUCUCUUCCGUUUCUCACGGUAAAAUUGAAAUUAACGAAAAACUAAUAUGAAAAUUUCAUAAAUCUGUUGGGGGUUUCAAAUCAAAAUCCAUUUGUUCGAAUCGUAACUUUUUUCUUGUGUUCCUAGUUUUCGGAUUCCUUGAAGAAUUCAAUGUUCCGUGAUAUCGACACAGAUCUAAAAAAUGUGUGCACGAGCAUAUGAUGGAAUGUGAAAAUUGUGGUUUUUGGAUUUUUGGUCUGUGGGUUGAGGAUUGUUCAUGGAAAAUAGAAUAAGAAACUCAAGUGGAGAGGAAAUUCCGAAGAAAUCAAGAUCUUUGGAUCUUAAGAGUCUGUAUAAAUCUAAGUUCACAAAGGAAUCGCCAAAAAAGAGUUUGAAGAGGAAGGAUAGCUCAGUAGCUGGUGAUGGUGAUAAGAAGAAGAAGAUCAAAAAAAGUAGGAAAGCAGUUUCUCUCAGUAGUUUAAAAAAUGUUGAUAGUAAUAGCAGAAAGAGUUUAGAGGAUGUGCCCAAUGGUGAUGUGAGUGUGCAUGAUUUGCAGGAAACGAAGCUGGGUUUGGGUCAGAAAUUGAAUAAUGGAAAUGGUUUUAACUGCAUUUCCCUUUGUUUGGAUGAUAGUGUCGUACAGAUUCCAAAGCGAAAGCGUGGGUUUAUUGGGAGGAACAAAUUUGAGAGUAAUCAAGCGUCGAAGCCAGCAGAGCAAUCAACAAGUAAAACGAACCUGGUUAAUCCUAUAACUAAGAUAGCUGAUGAAGAUUCAGGCUCUCAGGCUGAGCUUUCUAAGGUUACACUGAAGAAAGGUUUAGAUGAAUUAAAGGAAAAUAGAAAUAAAGGUUCAAAUUCUGCUCAGAAUAAAGAGGAGCGUAGGCAGGCUGGUCACUCAGCUGUAAAUAAUGGUGAAUCCUCCUUGAAAAAGUCUUGUGGUAGUCACAGGAAAAGGAAAGCAUUGGUACCAGGUAGCAAAAAUCGUGCUCAGGAUGCUGAGGCCUCAGUUGAUACUUCUAGCAAGAAAGGAGAUGAUUUGCCAGAAGAUGAUGGGGACAACCUUAAAAAGAAUGCUGUACAUAAUGGCGAAUCCUUGUUGAGAAAGUCUCAAAGUAGUCACAGGAAACGGAGAGUAUUGGCACUGGAUAGCAAAACUCUUGCACAGGAUGCCGAUGCUCCUGCUGAUACUUCUAGCAAGCGAUGUGAUGAUUUGCCAGAAGAUCAUGAGGAGAACCUUGAAGAGAAUGCUGUAAAUAAUGGUGAAUCCUCCUGGAAAAAGUCUAGGAAUAGUCACAGGAAAGGGAAGGCAUUGGCACAAGGUAGCAAAAGUCUUGGACGAGAUGCUGAGGCUUCUGUUGAUACUUUUAGCAAGAUAGAUGAUGAUGAGGAGAACCUUGAAGAGAAUGCUGCAAGGAUGCUAUCUUCACGGUUUGAUCCAAGCUGCACAGGAUUUGUUUCAAACAGCAAAGUUUCUGCUCCAUCUAUCAACGGGUUGUCUUUCUUAUUAUCUUCUGAUCGGAAGUUUGUUAGUCGUGGAUCUAAAUCUUCCUCUACAUCUGGAUCUGUAUCACUUGAUGCUGCUGGUAGAGUAUUGAGGCCACGGAAGAAUCACAAAGAGAAAGGAAACUCCCGGAAGAGGCGCCAUUUUUAUGAAAUUUUCUCAGAAGAUUUUGAUGCAGACUGGGUGUUGAACAGACGAAUCAAGGUUUUUUGGCCUUUGGACCAGAGUUGGUAUUAUGGUCUCGUAAAUGAUUAUGACACAGAAAGAAAGCUGCAUCAUGUGAAAUAUGAUGAUCGUGAUGAGGAGUGGAUUAAUUUACAUAAUGAAAGAUUUAAACUUUUGCUAUUUCCCAGUGAAGUUCCUGGCAAGGCUCAGCGGAAAAGAUCUCGGGUAAGUGACAGAUAUUCUCACAAGGGAAAAGGGAAACCCAACAAAGGUAAGGAAAAGAGAAACUUGACUGUAGACGAUGAUAGUUGUAUGGGUAGUUAUAUGGACUCAGAACCUAUCAUCUCAUGGUUGACCCGAUCUACACGUCGGGUCAAAUCUUCUGCAUUUCGUAGUAUGAAGAAGCAAAAAACAUCUAGCCAACCGCUGAUUGAUGCACCAACCUUACUAUCUAGUGAAGCUGUGAGUGCAGAUGGCUGUGUCACAUGGCAGUUAUUGAAAAGGGAUAAACUUCAAUUACAAAUUAAUUCUAUGUCAUUAGAAAAACUGGAUGAGGUUAGGAGGUCCAAUGAAUCUGUGUCAAAGGGUUCAACUUGCCCAAAAAACAACAAACUUCCAAUUGUUUAUUUUAGGCGCCGAUUUCGUAGGACAGGAAAAGCUUCUCCCAGUACUGCUGGAGGCAAUAAUGCUGGUGGGUUUGCAUAUGAACCUGCUACCUCUUUUGUUCCUGUUGUUGAUAGGUUGUCGAAUUUGGGAGAAUAUGAUGCCGUGGGAAGUUUGGAUCAUCAGGCAGCCUUGUGGCUCAAGGAUGAUCUGGGACUGUUAAAAUUAUCUAUUCCAUUGAUAGAAUCAAAACAAUUUAGAUUUGACUUGAGUUUGUCUGCAGUUCCAGUUCUGAAUUAUUUGUUUGGAGCAGAGAAUUUGUGGUUGUUCCGUGCAGAAUUGCUGCUUCAAUUUGGUACAGUGGUGAAUAUGUGGCCAAGAGUUCAUUUGGAGAUGCUUUUUGUAGACAAUGUAGUUGGAUUAAGAUUUCUCCUUUUUGAAGGCUGUUUAAAGCAAGCAAUAGCAUUGGUAUUCCAAGUACUAACUGUAUUUAGUCAAUCUACUGACCAAGGAAAGUGUGCUAACCUGCAGUUGCCGAUCACGUCAAUCAGGUUCAAACUUUCUUGCAUCCAAAAUCUUAUGAAGCAGCUUGUGUUUGUUUUCUGUAACUUUGCCGGAGUGAAGAAUUCAAAGUGGCUAUACGUAGACAAUGUGCUGAAAAGACAUUGUCUGCUUUAUAGGCACUUGCCUCUCUCAGAAUGCACCUAUGAUAAUACUAAGGCGCUUCAGAAUGGGGCUAAUCAGUUAGUCAGUUCUGUUGCUUGUGGGGAUGCAUCUUCUACAGAGGGGUUGCAUAGAAGGUUUAGGCAGAAUGUCACUCUAAUGAGUGUAUGCAAGGAAUCUUCUUAUGGUAACAUCAGUCUGUUUGAUUCUGAUUCUGACAAAAAGCGGAGUUGUGUUCCUCCAUUUGCCCUUUCUUUUGCUGCUGCACCCACUUUCUUUCUUAGUUUGCAUCUUAAGCUGCUUAUGGAAAAUAGCCUGGCUAACAUGAACUUUUCUGACCAUUGUUUGUUGGAGCACAUGGAAAGUUUUGGGGGUUUGACAGUGGAUGAAUGCUCUAGCAUAGUGGACUGUUCGAACAGAUGUCAUCAAAGUACUUUUGAGAAUAAUUUGAAGGAACUGUCAGAGGAUGCUACUUGUCAUGCAUGCUUGUCUAGUGCUAAAUCAGAGUUAAAAACUGGUGAUUUCUCUGGUUCCAGUGGUAGACAUUGGGAUAUGUCAUCUGGGAAGUGUCCAAAUGAUGCUGUGGAUGUUGCUGGAACUUCUGCCAGCUCCCAUGGCCUUGAAGAAAUUGUAAGUGAAUCUAUUGUUCCCUUGAAGAAAUGGCAGUGUCAGCAGCCAGAGUCAGAACAAUGUGUUUCAUCAUCAAGUCCUUCAGUUGAUAGAGACAAAGCUGAUGUUGAACGUGAUUCUCUUUUUGAUGAUAUCAGGGUUGAAAUUCCUAUUAACCAGACAGAAAAAAAUGUUGAUAGGGAACUACAUGGUCCUCAACAAUCAGCAGAUCUAACUUGGAAUGUGAAUGGUGGUAUUAUUCCAACCCCAAAUCCAACUGCUCCUAGAAGUACGUGGCAUCGAAAUAGAAGUACUUCUUUGUCACUUGGGUACCUCUCUCAUGGAUGGUCAGAAGGAAAGGCCGACUUUUUGCAUAAUAAUUUUGGAAAUGGACCUAAGAAGCCACGUACUCAGGUCUCAUACUCAUUGCCUUUUGGAGGUUUUGAUUACGGCUCAAGGAGUAAGGGCCAUCAUCAGAAAGGGGUUCCUCACAAAAGGAUUAGGCGGGCUAGUGACAAGAGAUCAACUGAUAUUUCUAAGGGUUCUCGAAAAAACCUGGAGUUGUUAUCUUGUGAUGCAAAUGUUUUAGUCACACUUGGCGACAGGGGAUGGAGAGAAUGCGGGGCACAGAUUGUGCUAGAGCUUUUUGAUCAUAAUGAGUGGAAGCUUGCUGUAAAAAUUUCUGGGGCUACAAAGUAUUCAUACAAGGCGCACCAAUUUUUACAGCCUGGGUCUACAAACCGGUUUACUCAUGCAAUGAUGUGGAAAGGAGGGAAAGACUGGACCUUGGAGUUUCCAGAUAGAAGCCAAUGGGCUCUUUUCAAGGAGAUGCAUGAAGAGUGUCACAAUCGAAACAUUCGUGCUGCUUCAGUAAAAAACAUCCCAAUUCCUGGGGUUUGCUUGAUAGAGGAAAAUGAUGACAAUGGAACGGAAGUACCAUUUAUUCGCAGCUCCUCUAAGUUCUUUCGGCAGCUUGAAAAUGAUGCUGAAAUGGCUUUGGAUCCAUCACGUGUCUUGUAUGACAUGGAUAGUGAUGAUGAACAAUGGAUCCUGAGAACUCGUCAGUGUUCUGAGGUUGACAAUGGCAGCUCAUGGGAUAUUUCUGAAGAAAUGUUUGAGAAGGCAAUGGACAUGUUUGAGAAAGCUGCAUACGUGCACAAGCGUGAUCAUUUAACAUCUGAGGAAGUAGAAGACUUCAUGGCUGGAGUUGGGCCUAUUGCCAUAAUUAGAAGAAUCUAUGAGCACUGGAGGCUGAAAAGGCAGAGGAAUCGAAUGCCAUUGAUUCGCCAUCUCCAGCCGCCACUAUGGGAAAGGUAUCAGCAGCAAGUUAGAGAGUGGGAGUUAGCCAUGACCAAGAUCAAUACCACCAUUAGUGGUGUCUGUCAAAAGAAGGCUGCAGCUGUUGAGAAGCCAGCCAUGUUUGCUUUCUGUUUGAAACCACGAGGCUUGGAAGUGCCCAACAAGGGAUCAAAACAGAGAUCACAGAAGAAAAUUUCAGUUUCUGGGCAAAAUAUCACUGCAUCUGGAGAUCAUGAUGGAUUACAUAAUUUUGGAAGAAGAUCAAAUGGCUUUGCUUCUAGCGAUGAAAAAGUCUUGGGCCCAGGGCACAUCUAUGAAUCUCUAGAGGAAUGUCCAUUGCCUCAGACAUCACCAAGGGUAUUUUCGCCUCGGGAUUCUAGCAUUAUGGGUUAUUUCUCUGUGAAUGGUGAUGGAUAUGAUAGGAGUCAUCAGCAGAAACUUCAAAGGAGCAAGUCAAGGAAAUUUGGGGCUUUUGUAUCUUCUUCGUACAAUCAGAGACUAAUGGGCAGGAGGAAUGGAAUUCAUCGAUGGAACACAGGCUAUUCUGAUUGGCCAAGCCCACGUCUCUACUAUUCAGAUGGUCCUCAGAGACAUAACCAGGAAAAUUUGAAUGGCUCUGAUCUUGAUGAGUUCAGGUUGCGUGAUGCAUCAGGUGCAGCUCAGCAUGCGCUUAACAUGGCUAAGCUCAAGAGAGAAAAAGCUCAGAGGUUGCUCUACAGAGCAGAUCUAGCAAUUCACAAGGCUGUGGUUGCUCUCAUGACUGCUGAGGCCAUUGAAGCUUCUUCUGAGGACUUUGGUGAUGGAUAGAAUGACAAGAAUGAAUAUGAGAUGAUGAGGGAAGAAAGGAACUGGCCAACUGUGGCCAAGAGAUCUUAAGAUAGGACACUGGUUUUGCUGGAAGGAUCUGUUUUUUCCUGGUCAAUGGUGGUGGCCUCGUGGCAUCAUAUAUAUAUAGGAGAAUCUAAUCAGAGAGCUGUGUCAUCAUGACGAGAUAUUUUCACUUGUGCCACAUAUUGUGGUCUUUUCUUGUGCAACUUCACAGUUUUGCCACCCACUAGUUCUUUUGUUUAGUCCAAGCAGCAGUUUGCUCAGAUCAGUGGCAACUGUUCUAUUGAUCCUGCAGGUAAGGGUGUAUGAAUUUUUUGGCUGCCAAUCUCUGUACAGAAAAAUUUUCCUCCCCCUCUUUUUUUCUUUUCAUUCCCUCCUUAUCCCUGGAAUCGAAGUAGCAGUUGGCCUGAAUCAUAUAUACACCCUUUAGAAUGAAAUGAAAAAUUUCUCUCUGAAAAAUGGAGAAAAAAAAAUUCUGUAAGUAAUUAUUUUAUAGUUUCAUAGAGAUUCAUGAAGAGUUUAGGAAUCUGUUGCUUCCCCUUGUUGCAUAUUUUAAUCAGUAACUAAUCUUUGUCAAGCAA
Molecule: messenger RNA, 6266 nt
Organism: Carica papaya (papaya)
Lineage: Eukaryota; Viridiplantae; Streptophyta; Magnoliopsida; Brassicales; Caricaceae
Product: Enhancer of polycomb-like transcription factor protein
Biological process (GO): regulation of transcription by RNA polymerase II
Cellular component (GO): NuA4 histone acetyltransferase complex
Source: RefSeq, a predicted model, not a curated record